AAAAAUCUGCUCUCUUUUCUUUUCUUAUAAUUCCCACUACCAACAUUCUCAUUAUCCCUUCAUCAUUUAUAUAUAUACGACUAGACUACCUCAUUCUCAUCCUCAACAAUCAAAUCCAAGAACUCAUCUCUAUUCUCUUAAACCCACAAAAAUUAUAUUCAAUCUUGUGUUAUUGAUAUGGGCAACUAUAUUUCUUGUACCUUAUUAGGACCAGGAGGCAACAAACAAACAAGAGGUGUAAAAGUCAUAUUCCCAAGUGGUGAAAUCAGACAUUUUUAUCAACCAAUAAAAGCAGCAGAGGUCAUGUUAGAGACACCUAAUUUCUUUCUUGUAAACACAAGGUCACUUAAAAUUGGAAGGAGAUUUUCUGCUCUGAAUGCUGAUGAAGAUCUUGAUAUGGGCAAUGUAUAUGCUAUGUUUCCAAUGAAAAGAGUAAAUUCAUUUGUCUCAGCUGCUGAUAUGGGAGCUUUGUUACUUACUGCUAAUUCUGUGUCCAAAAGGGUGUCAAUUGGAAGUUUCAGAAUCUUGCCUGAAUCAUGUGUAGAGUAUUCUGCUCUGGAAAUAGUACAGCCUCAGGCCAAUUGUGAGCAACAAGUUUUGCCAAAGUUGAAUUUGGAUGAUAUUGAAGAGUUUUCAACUCCAGAAUUUAAGCACAGAUUGUCUAUGUGUAGGUCAAAGAAACCAUUGUUGGAAACUAUUGCUGAAGAGCCAGUUUGUUCAAGAUGAGGAAUGAGGAUUAUUUUGAACUACAUGAAAUUUCGUUCGACUUCUCUUUGAAUUUUAGUAAGGAGAAAAUAUUCUUUUUUACAGAUUAGGGUAGGAUUUAUUUGUGAUUCACAUUCACUAUAUUCUCUGAUGAAAACAAAUAAGAUGUAUAUUUGAUCUUUUUUUUGAGUGAGGCUUAAAUUUGAUCAAAGGAUCAAGAGCUGAACUUUUUUAUUUGAUGGGGUGCUGAAGGGAAGAAAAGAAAAAAAUCCAUUUUUUUUUUUGCUAAUAAGAAAAAAGUCUAUGGUUGUAAAUUUCAUAGCUUGUAAUUUAUGCAUAAUUUUCAGAGCAUAAUGAAAAAAAAUGUAGUGUGUAUUUUUUCAACCCUGA
This is a messenger RNA of Nicotiana tabacum (common tobacco), 1095 nucleotides long. RefSeq lists its product as uncharacterized. The record is from RefSeq and is a predicted model, not a curated record. NCBI's taxonomy places the organism in Eukaryota, Viridiplantae, Streptophyta, Magnoliopsida, Solanales, Solanaceae.